AUGCCCAGAAUCGUAAUCAAGGAAAUUCGAAUACCGUUAGGAGGCAAAGGAGUGAAAGCGAGGAGGAUGAGGGAUGAGGGAAUGGGAGACGAGAGAUGGGAGACGAGAGAUGAGAGACGGGAUGAAGCACCGCACCGCUUGAUUCGCAAGCGGAUAGAUGGGCGAGAAUCCGAAGAAUCCAGGAGUUUGUUGGCGGAUGUGCUGUUGGCGGCGAGGAGGAUGAGAUGGCAGCAGGGGCAAGAACUAAGGAGAGUCAACGGCGCUAUGGAACAGCAGCGCGGGACGAGGAUAUUAACUGCUGUUGUACUGCAGCCGAGUCUAGAGGGGAUGAAGAAUCCAAAGAACUACGAACUAAGCACGAUCUGGAGUCAGUGGCUGCGUGGUGGCUUCAGUUAA
This is a messenger RNA of Histoplasma capsulatum G186AR, 396 nucleotides long. RefSeq lists its product as uncharacterized. The record is from RefSeq and is a predicted model, not a curated record. The transcript has 4 exons. The coding region runs from base 1 to 396 and encodes 131 amino acids. Lineage: Eukaryota; Fungi; Ascomycota; Eurotiomycetes; Onygenales; Ajellomycetaceae.